This is a messenger RNA of Triplophysa rosa, 911 nucleotides long. RefSeq names its product mitochondrial ribosomal protein S36 (gene kgd4). The record is from RefSeq and is a predicted model, not a curated record. The transcript is spliced from 5 exons. Gene Ontology annotation, biological process: 2-oxoglutarate metabolic process. The coding region runs from base 125 to 466 and encodes 113 amino acids. Lineage: Eukaryota; Metazoa; Chordata; Actinopteri; Cypriniformes; Nemacheilidae.
ACUGUAGUCGAGCAAGGCAAGAGUAGAAGAUAAAGGAUUGGCCGUCACAGGUCGCGCUAUCAGCACGGUGUAUAGUGUGUUUUGGAGGUCAGAAUGGGAAAAUAAGCAGUGUUCGGAUGUCGUCAUGGGAAGCAAAGUGAGUGGCAAGAUGGCCGCUGCCAGUAGGGUCGUGCAGGUUGUGCGACCUCAUGCACCUUUAAUUAAAUUUCCUGAUAGAAUGGGCAUCCCACGGCCGAAUGUUCAAGAGGUGCUGAAAGUUCUUGCAGCCACUAUCCCACAGAUCUCUCCAUCUGCACCUCCGCCAGCUGCAUCAAUAUCACCUCCACCCAGACCACCGGGACCCGUCAGCCAACUGCCUGGAACUCCUGAUAACAUUGCUGUACUUAAAGAUCUUCCCCAGAGAUAUCGCAGGGGAACCCUUGCCUUAGAAGAAAUGGAUUAUAUUGAGCGUGGUGGGCCAGAGUGACAGUGGCCUAAUUUAUUCACUCAGCAUACUUAUUGGUUUUUAUUUCUUUUCUCAAAAUAAAGAAACAAAAGAAAUUCUCAUUUCUUUUCUCAAAAUAAAAGGAAUUAUGUGUCAAUAUACCACAAUGUCACCAUAUGUCAUGAUUAUAGUAUUGUAUAGAGAUUAUUAUUUAACAUAAUUGCACAGCCUGAUUGGUUGUUUAUCUACUUAGGUGCUGUAUAUUUACAUUUAUAUUUUACAUAUUAAAUAACCUCAGCUGUCCACCCUUAUUGUAGUUUUGUUUAAUUGGCAACUCUUGUCUGAAUCUCUGGCCAUCAUGAAUGCCAUAGUGAAUUUUCUCCUGCAUUUCAGAUUACCUCUUCUGGCUUUGGUGCAAACCUUUGCCCUCAGUGCCAGUAUGUUAUACUGAUCCAUGCUGAUGAAAAUAAACCACUACAAAUAUUGU